Penicillium paradoxum is the source of this 201-nucleotide messenger RNA. RefSeq lists its product as uncharacterized. Lineage: Eukaryota; Fungi; Ascomycota; Eurotiomycetes; Eurotiales; Aspergillaceae. The transcript has 2 exons. The record is from RefSeq and is a predicted model, not a curated record. Bases 1 to 201 code for a protein of 66 amino acids.
AUGGGUGCCGUGGUCUCCUGCAUCCAAAGCGUCUUCCGCGCCAUAGGCAGUUGCCUCAUGGCCAUCGUCAAUGCCAUUGGCUCUGUCUGUCACGCCAUUAUCAGCGGCGUGGUCACAGUGAUCGAUGUGAUAAUCUCCUGUCUGACCUGCGGAUACUGUGGGAACCGCCGGCGGGGGCGGGGGCGUCGAUCAAGAGUCUGA